CGCGCUCCAGCUCCGCAGCACUCACACGGUAGAAGAAGAGUCCGCUGCAGCAGCCAGGCAGCAUCAUGCCGACAGCUGUGAUCAUGGAGGAGAGUUAUGAUAAAGUAUUAGAACAGUGUGAAGCUCAGGAAGUCGAGGCUCCAGGAGGCAUCGCAACCCCCCAAGUCUACGCCCAGCUGCUGUCCCUCUAUUUACUACACAAUGACAUGAACAACGCCAGGUAUCUAUGGAAGAGGGUUCCCCAAGCGAUUAAAUUGGCAAACCCAGAAUUAGCAGCUAUUUGGGCCGUUGGCCAACGCAUUUGGCAGCGGGACUUUCCAGAGAUCUACACGGCCAUCGCAGCCUUCCAGUGGACGGAGAAUAUCCUCCCGGUCAUGGAGGCCCUUCGAGAGAGCACACGGCAGAGGGCGUACAGCCUCGUGGCCCAGGCCUACACGUCCAUCACAGCCGAGGACUUUGCUGCCUGCGUGGGCUACACGGUGGAGGAGGCGGUGAAGGGUGUGGUGAGUCAAGGCUGGCAGGCGGACCCCACUACCAGGAUGGUGAUGCCCAAAAAGCCCGGUAGGUGGCGGUGUUGCUCUGUUGAAUUGUGUCCAUCACGGUUCUGUUGCCCAAACGGUUUUAUCUUCAUGAGGAAUCCUGCACAAUUUAUUAAGACACGUGGAUUUAAGAGUCUCUUUCAAUCCCAUAGGAAGAGAUGUUCCUUUUCCGAGAAACUGAGGAACUCAAGUUUUAGAUUUAGACUAAAUCUCCCUCGUACAAUGUCCAUAUUUUCACAUUUCUCUUCACCUGCCUUCCUUUAUUUCUUUUGACUUGUGUCUCGUGUGUCCUCAACUUAAAAGGUCACAGAUUGCUUCAUCUUCUCAGAUAGAACGUAGUGAUUUAGUGCAAACAGAGGAGGAGAUGGCGGUCUGUCUUUCCCUCUGUAAUCUUAAAACCUCCCUGCCGACGCAUCUGCUUAGCACAUGUCCUCAGAACGCCGACCCGCUCUCCAUUAGUCCCCACAUGUCUGGAUCCCACUCCCUCUCCUCUCCAGCGCCACUGGGACUUUAGAGCACGGGGUGAUUAUGGUUGGAGAACGGAUCUCACCCUGGAAUUCUUCUUGGUUUGGUUAAAUAUAAAUGACAUAACGUUACACAGUGAUAUAAUGUUGGGAGAGUGUGGAGGGCAGGUAGCUCGUGUCCAGAUGGAUCUGAAACCCGAGUCUGAGCUGCAGCACGUGGACCGGAGAGUUGGAAGCAGAGAGGUGUAAGACGAUCGAUAGCUCUUGGCACAAUGAGGAAUCCCCCGUCUGACUUCACUUCU
Pleuronectes platessa (European plaice) is the source of this 1305-nucleotide messenger RNA. RefSeq names its product COP9 signalosome subunit 8 (gene cops8). Gene Ontology annotation, biological process: COP9 signalosome assembly; protein deneddylation. The record is from RefSeq and is a predicted model, not a curated record. Gene Ontology annotation, cellular component: COP9 signalosome. NCBI's taxonomy places the organism in Eukaryota, Metazoa, Chordata, Actinopteri, Pleuronectiformes, Pleuronectidae. The coding region runs from base 66 to 812 and encodes 248 amino acids. The transcript is spliced from 6 exons.